AUGCCUACUCAGAAAGUCUUCCGCCUGCCCCAGCGCAAGUCCAUUCACGACCUUGUUGUCGUUGAUGAGCCCGUACCUGAACCAUCCGAGGAUCAGGUCGUGGUCAAAGUGCGAUCUGUUGCCCUGAAUUUCCGUGAUGUUGCCAUCGCGACUGGCCAAUACCAAUUCAAUGUCAAGGAAAAUCCUGUGCCAGGAUCGGAUAUUGCCGGAGAUGUCGUGGCCGUCGGCAGUGCUGUUACUGGCUUUGCCAAGGGCGACAAGGUCAUCUCGACUUUUGACCCGACGACCAUCGCCGGGCCGAUCCUUAACUGGAACGGUGCACUAGGUGGUCCGGUAGACGGCGGUCUUUGCCAGUACAUUGCGCUUUCUUGGACUGCCUUGAUCAAGGUACCAGCUGCUUCGACACUCAGCUAUUCCCAACUCGCCGCAUUGGUCUGCACUGGUACGACUGCUUGGAAUGCUCUGUACGGUAACAAACCUCUGUUGCCCGGCCAGACUGUUGUCUUCAUGGGCACUGGAGGUGUUUCCGUCACCGGUCUGAUCCUCGCCAAAGCUGCCGGCGCUCGAACCAUCAUCACAUCUUCCUCCGACAAGAAGCUUCAAUACGUCCAGGAGCAAUACGGCGCAGACUAUAUAAUCAACUACAAGAACAAUCCCAACUGGGGUGCCGAGGUCCAGAAGCUGACCGGUGGCCUAGGAGCAGAUUACAUCUUUGAGAACGGAGGAGCAGGGACGAUCAAGCAGAGCAUGGAAGCUGUAGCCUAUGGCGGAAUUAUCUCAGCCAUUGGCUUCCUGGCAAAGUGUCCCCAGGACCAAAUGCCCGAUGUGGCUGCGCUGUGCCUGUCCAAGGGCGCUCUCCUGCGUGGUAUCAUGGUUGGGUCCAAGAUGCAAUUGGAGGAGUGCACAAGGUUUAUCACAGUCAAGGGCCUGCAAGUUCCUGUUGAAAAGGAAUUCGGAUUCAGCCGUGAUGAGGUUAUUGCCGCACUGGAGUACAUGCUAACUGGCCAACACAUUGGCAAGGUAUGCAUCAAACUUGACUAA
Pestalotiopsis fici W106-1 is the source of this 1041-nucleotide messenger RNA. RefSeq lists its product as uncharacterized. Bases 1 to 1041 code for a protein of 346 amino acids. Lineage: Eukaryota; Fungi; Ascomycota; Sordariomycetes; Amphisphaeriales; Sporocadaceae. Gene Ontology annotation, molecular function: oxidoreductase activity. The transcript has 2 exons. The record is from RefSeq and is a predicted model, not a curated record.